Naegleria gruberi is the source of this 309-nucleotide messenger RNA. RefSeq lists its product as uncharacterized. Gene Ontology annotation, molecular function: DNA binding. Bases 1 to 309 code for a protein of 102 amino acids. The record is from RefSeq and is a predicted model, not a curated record. Gene Ontology annotation, biological process: DNA integration; DNA recombination. The transcript has a single exon. Lineage: Eukaryota; Heterolobosea; Eutetramitea; Acrasida; Naegleriidae.
AUGGACUAUGUUAAACAUAUUAAGGAAGACGAUUCUCCAUUAUUUUCGUUGAUGUUUGAUGAAUAUUUCACUCCUACUCAAAUUUCUAAUAUUAUUUCAAGCUCCAUGAGCUCUAUUGGUGUUCAAAACACUUCAGGCCAUAGCCUUCGUAUAAGUGCAGCUACUGAGCUGGCUUCUAAGGGUGUGUCUCAAUCUGUGAUUGAGACUGCUGGUAAUUGGGUGCCUAAUUCAAAAGCUAGAUUGAGAUAUCAACGUAGAAUUGGCCUAGCUACUCAUGGUUUAACUACUUCUAUUAUGAGAACUGAUUAA